Mercenaria mercenaria is the source of this 7358-nucleotide messenger RNA. RefSeq names its product egl nine homolog 1-like. The coding region runs from base 113 to 1492 and encodes 459 amino acids. Gene Ontology annotation, molecular function: L-ascorbic acid binding; ferrous iron binding; peptidyl-proline 4-dioxygenase activity. Gene Ontology annotation, cellular component: nucleus; cytoplasm. The record is from RefSeq and is a predicted model, not a curated record. Gene Ontology annotation, biological process: cellular response to hypoxia; peptidyl-proline hydroxylation to 4-hydroxy-L-proline. NCBI's taxonomy places the organism in Eukaryota, Metazoa, Mollusca, Bivalvia, Venerida, Veneridae. The transcript has 5 exons.
CUUAAUUCUUCUGUUAGCAGCCUUUUUAACUGAGUGCAGAACGACUGACAAAUUCCGCAAUCAAGCGUGCCCUUCGUCUCGCCCCGUUGCACAAUAUAUCAACAAGGAAAAUAUGGCCGAGAGCCUACGUGACGAUACAAGCAUAGGCCGUACUAUCAGUAAGUGUGAUGUUUGUGGAAGUGCUGUCAACCUAAAAUUAUGCGCGAGAUGUAGGCUAGUAGCAUACUGUUCUAAAGAUCACCAGAAACAAGCUUGGCCGGAUCACAAGGAAUUCUGUAAGACUAAGAGAUCAAUGCAACGAACAGUCGCGAAAACUAGUGACGGUGCAUAUAGUACAAGAACGGCCGAAUUAGAUGAUAAACUGUCUGUAUUAUCGAUUGAUUCUGGAGAAGCGUCGUCUGCUGUCACGUCACCACAGAUACGUGAUAUGCAGCAGAGUAAUGAAUUAAAGAAUGGUGCUUUUUACGAUUUGUUUACAAAUGGACCUGAAACUGCCAUCGGAGCGUCACGUUCAGAAUUCCAUAAAGAUGGAGAGCUACAGUUGGAAAACAACAUUGUCAGUGACAGUCAAAGCGAAAGGACUGGUUUAAAAAGUGAGUGUGAUACAGAAGUUAAAGUAGACAAUGACAUUAUAACUGAAAGUGGAAGUUCAGAAAAGUUUAUUCUUGAAACAGAGGAAUCUGUACUCCACGCUCCAGAUUACUCCCAGCACCCCGAGAGUCGAGCUGACAGUAAAACUGACAGUAAAAAGAUGCCAUAUCUUAGUGUGAUAGAAGGCAGAAAUAAGACCCUUGGUGAUUAUGUUAUUAAAUGUCUCAAUUCUUAUGGGAUUUGUGUCCUAGACAACUUCUUAGGUGAGUCAAAAGGAACAGAUAUUUUGGACGAAGUGAUAGAUAUGCAUGAACAAGGAGAAUUAACACGCGGGCAGCUAGUGAACACAAAUUCUCCAGGAAGUGAAGUUAGGGGGGAUGUUAUUACAUGGGUUGAUGGGACAGAAGUUGGUUGCAGUAAUGUUAAUUUUCUUGUUUCAUCAAUUGACGCUAUAAUGUUACAUUGCCAGAGGUCUCUUGGACAUUAUCAUAUCAAAGGAAGAUCAAAGGCUAUGGUCGCAGCGUAUCCUGGUAAAUCAACUCGUUUUCUCCGCCAUGUUGAUAAUCCAAGUGGCGAUGGUCGGUGUGUUACAUGUAUAUAUUACCUCAAUAAAACCUGGAAUUCAAAGGAGGACGGUGGAUUGUUGCGGAUAUUUCCACAGGGCAGUAACCGUGUGGCUAAUGUUGAGCCAAAAUUUGACAGGCUGUUGUUUUUCUGGUCAGAUAGAAGGAAUCCUCAUGAAGUUUUACCAGCUUACAGAACAAGGUAUGCAAUCACAGUCUGGUACUACGAUGAACAGGAGAGAAGAAGAGCAGUGAAGAAAUUCAAAAGGGUUGGAGGCACAGAGGUUAAGCAAAAGGAGGUUAUUCCUCUUGUUGGUGGAGUAAACGAUGAUCUAUGAAGAUCUAGCCUGCUACCAGGAGACAGCUACAAGUUGUGUGAUGCAACACACAAAUCUGGUUCAGUGCUUUAGAAGCUGAGUGGAAUGGACUACAGUAUUACUGAUUGGUUAUGUUGUUAUAAACAGUGAAAAACAUUGUUAUCAACUUCACACUAGUCGGAAUGGAGUAACUUAAUUUAUUAGAGAAAUUAUUCUAAAAUAGAUGAAUUACUUUUUUGGACACAUGAAACUCCUACAAUAUACUAGGGUUAUUAUUGUUCAGGGCUCCAGAUAAGAUGCGUAUUAGCAUAAAUUACGCUUUGAAAUAAUGCAUAUACGCAUGUUUGAUAGUUUUUAAGCGUAUAAAAACAUAUAUGAAAUAACAGAAACGCAUGCAAUGACUUUUUAUUGGCGUAAACAAACUCUGAAUCGUCCGGAUGCUUUAUGUAACAGAGCACAGUCGGCAUUAAUUCUCCCACAUUGAACGUACACACGCAUUGAAUGGUACUCUAAUAACCUAGGUUAAACUAUUUUUUACACUCAAUGUCUGCGUAUAUCAAAUAGUUGGGAAUUAAUAUUGAUGGUACGGGCGGUGUCGAUUUAAAAUAUCAACUUCCGGUGCGGAAUAAAUAAAAAUGUCCCUUUUCUAAGAAUGUAUAAGUGAACAAACACUCUACGCAUUCUUUAAACCAACAAAACUGAUCCCCAAAACAUAGCUAAAGGUAUAUUGAAUAUUCUAUUUAUUCGGUAGCGAGUGAGAAGCCAAAGCAAAAAAAAAAAACAGACACAUAUCAAACAGGGAAUGCCAUGUACCAAAAUCGCAGCCAAGGGAAAAAAAAGAAGCAAAAACUUAAAUGGUGAAUUGGAACUAAAUUGCAAACAAAUGCAUGGGUGUUACACCCAAUAAAUAUGUUAUAAAACUGAUUUCUGUUUUUUUUUUUCACAUUUAUAAAUUUUCAGGAGUAAAAUUACUUCUAGUCAAUUUCAGACUUUACCAUUUUACUCAUUCACAAAAAAUAUGUUGAGUAAAUACUCAUUGGCCAAAAAAAUUAUCUGGAGCCCUGAUUGUUGCAUUGUGCAUAAGGAAAUAGUGACUUGUAUUCACUGCUUUAAAAUGUAGCGGAGGUAGAAGAGACUUGUCUCAAAUUUAGUCUUCUUAGCUUGACUAUUGGAGAAUAUUGAGAGCUGUUCUACUCACCCAGGCGUCAAACCUCGGGUUAAAGUUUUGCAUGCAAGUUUAUAUCUUAGAAACCAUUGCAUGUCUUGGAUUGAAACCUAAUGAAAAACCAGGUUAUAUAACUCAUGGUUGAUUUAAGAUCUUAUUAUGCCCUUUUUCAGUUUGGAAAAUUUUGUUAUAAGUUUUGAUUUAAAAAAAGUAUUUGACCAUGAGUCAUUAAACCUUUUAGAGUUAUUAUUCAGCAUGUGGAAUUGUUAGGGUUCUGUUUGGGAUUUCAUGCAGAUAGAUCAGAGUUAUGGCCCAUGAUUUGACCAAAAACAUGAAGGGAAUAAAAAUUUGUGUCGCACAUGUCACCAAAAAUGUUAGACAUAGAUCGAUUGAACAUUACAGGAAUGCUUUCCAGCAUUUGCAGUUGUACACACGUUUUUGUUUUCAUUUCUGUCAGUCAGCCCUGAGUCAUAGCCCUUGACUGUCAGAAAUUAUGCUUACAGGGCCUAAAAGUUUGUGUCACAUGUAUUUCUGUCAUGAGACAGCUCUUGUUAUUGCUUUAACUAAUAUAUAUAUAUAAACCUUUAUAAUCAGGGCUGUGAAUGAUAUUUUCCAUAUAUUAGUGUUCAUAAAAGAUACAAAACAGAAAACACAAAAGAAAAAAAAAAGAAAAUAUUUAUUCUUAAAUCUUUGUCUUGAUAUUCACAGCUUUGUUUAAUUAUAUAUUCCUACGUAAACUGGGCAGUCAUGUUUUAAAGUACUUUCUGCACAUGCAGGGCUGGAAGCUUUAGUGAGAAUUCUUUGAAUACUUUGUUGACUUAGGCUUUAUCGAUUUUAACCCAUAUCCUGCUGGACACGAUUGGUUCUGCCUUUGUGACCAGUGUAGAUCAUGAUCAGUCUGCACAAUCGUGCAGUCUGAUCAUGAUCUGUACUGUUCGCCAUUCAGUCAGUGUAUUUUUGGUAAGCACCCCUUUUAACAGUUAAUGGUACUGUCCAAAUUCAAAGAUGGACAAGUUCAUUAUAGAAAUGUAGCAGGGUAAGGGUUAAUUCAUUCAUUGUAGAACAAAUAGAAUUUAUGUGGAAACUUUAUUUUCAAUACACAUAUGUCACCCACAUGUAAUUAUGAACAUCUGUGAUAUAGCGCAGAAACACUGGGUGGUUUUAACAAAUCUUGGCAGUCUAACAUGAGAGGUGUCUAUUGCAGAAUUUGCAAAGAUGUAGCUGUUAUAAUACAAGUCUGUAUACUAUUUUAAGUCAUUCUAGAGCAUAUCAAUUCAAUUCAAAUUUAUUCAGGUAUAAGAUCAUAAAACAUUAUAUAUUACUUAUACAGUUAAAUUACAUGUAUCAGUAUGUUUAGAAUGCUUGGAUUAAAGUUUUAUAAAAAUCUUAGUAUAGAUAUGCUGGUUAAUACAUGAAAGAUGAUUUAGUCAAGUAUAUUUUAUAAUGUAUGACAUAGAAAUGAUAUGAUCGCCUGAGUGGACCCAUUAAACUUAUUUCCAAUAUAAAGUGCUGAAAUUCUAAGAACUUUAGGUGGCCCCCUGUGACCCCUACCAUAUCUUUACCCUGUAUGCACCGGGAGUCAAUAAUUGGCUUUUGGACACCUUUUAAUUUUUCAAUUGAUUUUGCAAUUUUUUGUUCACAACCCUGUAUACUAUACAUGAGAACAUUGAACUUUAGCCUGCUGGCGGCAAGUGAUUCUGUCUUAGUGACCAAUGCAGACAAAGAUCAGUCUGCACAUCUGUGCAGGCUGAUAAUGGUCUGAACUUUUUGCUAUUCAGACUUUAAAUUUUCAGUGAACAUCCCUUUGAAUAAUAAGUGGCACUGCCCAAAUUGAAAGAUGGACCAGUCCACUUUAGAAAUUUAGCAGGGUAAAGGUUAAACUCAGCUCUGUCCUAUUUGUUGUCCAGACUACAAACAAUGCAGCUUCAUGAAUUGUGUCAGUUAUCUUACCUCACUCGAGAUAGAUGUGACUAAAAUAAUUACAGGUUAUUAGCUUUGUAUCGGGAAAUAUGCACGAGUUCUUCAGCGGAAAUAUUGCGCGACUAGGAGCGCAAUAUUCUUACGCUGAAGAAUGAGUGCAUAUUUCCUGAUGCAAAGAUAAUAACCUUUUUAUUACAUACGCAUCUACACGUAUAAAUAUUGUGUAAAUAUCAUAUAUAUGUUUAGUAGCAUGAAUAGGAUUGACAGUACUGAACUAAAUAGAAAAAAUAGUGCAACAACACACACUGAAUUACGCCACGCACCUGAUAUGAAAUUUAGGCGUCAGUGUAUGGAAAAAUAUUGACGUUUCCAGUACCAGUGUAACUUAACGGGGAAUAGAAACAAAUAUGUAAUAAUCACUAGUUUUUACCUCAGUCAUGAUUCUAGUAAUAAUUUAUAUGCAUCAUUGACUUUAUGUGUGCAGUCAAGGUCUAUACUUUUAUGCUCACAGUUGGGAAGCUUCAGGGCUAAAUUUCAUUGAAUAAUUGCCUGUGAUGAAUAUUUGAAGGUUGUUUGGUUAAAGGUCAAGGUCAUAGUAACCUAGAGACUGCUGAUUCUAAUGAGUAACAGAAUGUGGGCCAAACUUCAUAUUUUAAUUGACUGUGGUCUGUAUUUAAUCCUAAUAUUUAGGAAACAGUGGGGAUGGGUGCAGGGGAGAGUGGUGGAAAGAUCAGUAUGUCAGAGGUCAAGUUCUUGGUGAUGUUAAAGACUGAAAAAAAGUAACAGUAAUUUGAGAAUUUUUUUAGUGACAUAAAUGUCCGUAAUAUUGAUCCAUGUUUCUACUGAUGAUCCAUGAUGUUGGCUUAUAUGUUGUGCUUAUGCAGAAUUUUCAGAUGUAAUACAGUCUAAAUUUCAUGAAAGGAUAAAAAUGUUGAAAUUAUGUUACAUGUAUUUAGAAAAUUUUGAUCUUUUGGGAAAAGAAAAGUAUGUUCCAAUUGGAAUUAUAAUUUAAGAUCUAGACUCGAGAACACAAAUUCAGGAAGUUUCUACUACUGCCUGUUUGUAGUUAAGAAAAUGAUGUACAUUUGCAUGCAUUAAUACGUAUCAUUUGAUUCUUGAAACUUUUCUUACAGAAUAUUGGAAUGAAACAACAGUUUUCUGUUUGCUUGUCUUCAGUAUCAUAUGAUUAAAUAUUGAUUGUUAAUUUUAUGUGGGCUGUUUCCUGCCAUGGAUUCUUGUAUAAACCUGUAGGUUUUUUUCUCCUUUCGAUUAACAGGUCUGACAAAGGAACCCUUUUCGAAAUGGGUCCAAAAUUCCUGUUUGGAAGGAGACUAAUUUUACCACCAAAUGUGCUUGUCUUUUUUAAUGCUAUUGUAUAUUGUUCACUGUCUGAUAGGAUAAAUGUAUAGUAUUACGAUAAUGUGGCAUGUUGUUAAGUGCUUUUAAGUGCAAGUGUUUGUAGAAACUGUAUCCCAGUUCAUGAAAUGAGCAUAUAAUCAGUAAUGAUCUCAAUGCUUGAAGUGUAGUCUUCAUUUGUAGGUUAUUAGAUUGCUAGAAAAGUGCUUAUUAUUGUCUUAAUUUGUUUGUAUAUUUUUCCUUGUGGAAGUAGUUCUCCGUAUGAACCCGGAAAACAAAACAAAAGUAUCGAAUUAUGAACUUAAGAUUGUAAAAGUGUUUUUUUUUUGGAGGACAACCUUCCUUGAGAUGUGUUGCUACCUCCACAGCUGAAUGGUUUAAAAUUACUGCCUUUACAACACUUGACCCUCAGUGCUGAUGGCGGAAAAUUUGGCUGUGGGAUUUAGCUAUCCAGUUGACUUGCUUCUACCAAGGUGUAACCUAAAUAUUUUUAAUUAACCUAAAUAUUUUCAAUUAACUUUUAAAACCCAAUAAUUAAAGUCUUUACAGUUUUACAAGGAGAGUGCCAUGCUUUGUCACCCAUUAUCCUUAGACACCUGUUGAUAAUGAGUUUUGCACUUUCAUGUAUCUAUAGAUACUACAUAAGAAUUCAUUUAUUCGUUGUUCAUUAAUCUGUUAGCAUUGUCCCAAAAAAACUUGGAAUGCUAUUUUCCACAGCAAAGUUUGAAUUUUGUUCUGUUUAAUCAUCCACCGUUUUGCUAAAAUCUGCUCAAAUAGUUACAAGAGUGGUACAAAUUCAUUAAGGGGCCGAGUGGUUAAAGUCAGUGACUUUAAAUCACUUGCCCCUCGUAGAUGUGGGUUCAAGCCUCAUUCAGGGCAUAGAAUUAUUUUAUGUGGGGAAAGCAUCUAGCUGACUUUCAGAAGGUUGGUGGUUCUGUCUAGGUACCCACCCAUGAUCAAAUGAUGCAAGGAGGGUCACCUUGGGUUUUCUUCCACCAUCAAAGCUGGAAAGUCGCCAUAUGACCUAAAAUUGUGUCUGUAUGACGUUAAACUCAACAAAACAAACAAACAAAUUCAUAAAGGUAAAAUUUUCAGUGUGCUUCCUUUUCCAUGAUGAUUGACCUUGACAGUUAAAUUAUAUACAAAAUGUGGUGGGAUCUAUUUAUAACACUCAUAUGAUCACCCAGGAUAUGAAAAUUCGUAAAAAGGAAGUUACGACACUUCCAUUUUAUCAUACUGUUAUGGACAAUGAGUUACUGUUGGAGCCCCCCUCCCCCCAUACAUACCCCCACUAUUUGGUCACUAUUGUUCUAGCAUUUAUUUAUUGAAGAUCCUUUAGUUAGAUAUAUUGCUUGUUGGUAAAUGUUAUGUGUACUUAAUGUUAGUCUAUCAUAACAUUGUAUAAAUAAUUUAGGCAAAAUAAAAUUUAAUAAAUUGCAAAGAUUU